Molecule: messenger RNA, 975 nt
Organism: Metarhizium album ARSEF 1941
Lineage: Eukaryota; Fungi; Ascomycota; Sordariomycetes; Hypocreales; Clavicipitaceae
Product: UPF0103/Mediator of ErbB2-driven cell motility (Memo-related)
Exons: 2
Coding region: 1-975 (324 amino acids)
Source: RefSeq, a predicted model, not a curated record
AUGAGCAUUCGGACCGCCGGGAAAGCAGGUUCCUGGUAUGAAGCCUCUCCCGACACUCUCGGAAAUGAGCUCGACAGAUACCUGUCCGAGGUUCCCGAAACCGUGGAUGGCUCAACACUCCCUGUACCGGGGGCAAGAAUAAUCAUUGCACCCCACGCGGGAUAUGCCUUCUCUGGCCCUUGUGCAGCGUGGGCAUACAAAUGCCUGGAUCUCACCACGGCUAAACGCGUGUUCGUGCUCGGCCCCUCUCACACAUACUAUCUCGACGGCUGUGCCGUCACCACAUACAGCAAAUACGCCACGCCGUUCGGUGAUUUUACUGUGGAUCGAGACACCGUCCAACGUGUCAAAGAAGCGGCUCAAAUGGACGACAUCCCCCCAUCGCGAGACUCGGCGGAGCACUCGUUGGAAAUGCACCUCCCCUUCCUGUACAAACGGUGCGAGCAGACCUUCGGCUCACCGCAAAACUUCCCCGCCAUUGUUCCCAUUCUGAUUGGGGACAAUAAUCGUGAUGAAGAAAAGGCCGUGGGGCAGGUCUUGGUACCAUAUCUGAGGGACGAGGAAAACGCCUUUAUAAUCAGCUCCGACUUCUGCCACUGGGGAGCUCACUUUCAGUACAUGGUGUAUUCGCCGGAAAACGAUCCAGCACAGUUGAUCAGCCUUCGCAAGGGGGACAAGGCACCUGUUGGACCGCCGAUUCACGAAACCAUCAGACUCCUGGACGAGGCGGCCAUGGAUGCCGUCAAGAGCGGACACCACGAUGCAUUUGUGGAUAAUCUCAAGCUGACGAAGAAUACAGUCUGUGGGAGACAUCCUAUCGGCGUGGCCAUGGCCGCGAUGGAGCUUCUCUCCGGGGAGGUUGCUGAUCAAAGGAAAUGCCGGUUUCGCAUUACUCAGUAUCAACGCAGCAACCUGGUUGAGAAGCCCAGUGAUUUCAGUGUGAGCUAUGUGUCCGCCUAUGCUGUGUUGAAGUGA